Mesorhabditis belari is the source of this 939-nucleotide messenger RNA. The record is from the annotation of a GenBank genome assembly. Lineage: Eukaryota; Metazoa; Nematoda; Chromadorea; Rhabditida; Rhabditidae.
AUGCGACAGAGCGUUGAUCUAAAGGCUUUGCUAAACUUCGACGACAAUGAUUUCGGAGUGUUUCUCAGUUAUUUUAUUCUCACAUUGCUAUGUUUCAUCUACAAUUCGAUAGCUGCUUGUGUUGUGCAGGAAAUGGUUAAAUUUUCGACAAUAGCAUGUCGCCUAUUGACACUUGAGCAAUUGUUGCGAAUCGGAAUGUGCACAAUUUCGAUUUUUCACCUCUAUUGGUUCAUCGAAUCUAGAAGCAAUGAAAUGAUCGAUCAGAAAGUGCCAUGGAUUGUCGAAGCGAUUAAUUUAAUAACUUCUACAGUUUUUGUCGGAUUGUACUACAGCAUCGUACUGGUUGAGCUAUUUCUCAGUGUUCAGCGUUAUCGUGAUGUCAUCAUGAAUGAGAUUCAGGAAAAGGAGAAAACCUCUUCUCAUCAUUUCCCCAUCUGGACAGCUUUAUUCCUACCAACUGGGAUUUUACUAAUAAUUCAGUUCUUUAAAGAGGAGAAACUCCUUUAUGAUCCAAUCAGUUCAACUGUUUACUCACAUGGAUCUUUCUGGCAAUCCAUUCUAUUCUCUCUUCGUAUCAUUUCAAUAGCUUUAAAUGGAAUCUGUCUAUUUUAUGAUUAUAAAGUGAUAAAAUUCUCGAAAAAUCAUCUGGAAGUAUCAGGAAAAGAUGAUCAAUCGGUCAAAACGAGGAGACGUUUAGCGACACUGCUAAUCGUUAGAGAUAUCUGGAUGGGCCUUUCAUUUUUAUUAUCCAUCGUUCUUCCAUUUGUUUUUGAAGCUUUCUCUCUUCAACAAUCUCUCACAUUGUACAUUGCACACGGUGCUGUGCCCGUUUUCUUUCGAGCUAUCACUGGUCUCCUCACUGUAUGUUUUAUCGGAAAAAGAAAACGAGAUGAUCCAAAUGAUCAAAACUGUCAUUGUCAAUGUACAUUUAUAGUUUAU